This is a messenger RNA of Nasonia vitripennis (jewel wasp), 1163 nucleotides long. It is a transcript of the gene eIF6, whose product is annotated as eukaryotic translation initiation factor 6. The transcript has 6 exons. NCBI's taxonomy places the organism in Eukaryota, Metazoa, Arthropoda, Insecta, Hymenoptera, Pteromalidae. The record is from RefSeq and is marked validated. Gene Ontology annotation, cellular component: cytosol; preribosome, large subunit precursor; nucleolus. Gene Ontology annotation, molecular function: ribosomal large subunit binding. Gene Ontology annotation, biological process: maturation of 5.8S rRNA; ribosomal subunit export from nucleus; maturation of LSU-rRNA. The coding region runs from base 256 to 993 and encodes 245 amino acids.
UCGGACGCUUGGAGAGUUGUGAGAAUCGAUUCUAGGCAUAUUCGCUGAACCUUCUUCUCGUUCUACAGCUACUCCACGCGCGUGUUCGUAGUGUAGUGUGCUCGCUGUUAAUUUUGUUUGAAAUCUGUAAUGUGAUUUUUGUAGGUUAUAAUCACACAUUCGAUUUCGGAGUUAUUUUGUUAAACGUUGCCGAGCUAGACAAGUAUUAAGAUUAUAUCCCUAGUUAAAUUGACGAGUUGCAUUUAAUUGUUUACGAUGGCUGUAAGAGUACAAUUUGAAAAUAAUAACGAGAUUGGCGUUUUCUCCAAACUCACGAAUUCAUACUGUCUUGUUGCUAUUGGUGGUUCUGAAAACUUCUACAGUGUAUUUGAAGCAGAAUUAGCUGAAACAAUACCUGUUAUUCACACAAGCGUUGCUGGAUGCCGUAUUAUUGGACGGCUGUGUGUAGGUAACAAAAAUGGUCUCUUAAUACCAAAUACAGCCACAGACACCGAAUUGCAACAGAUAAGGAAUUCUCUACCAGACAACGUUAAAGUUCAAAGAGUUGAAGAAAGACUAUCUGCAUUAGGAAAUGUCAUUGCUUGCAAUGAUUAUGUGGCAUUAGUUCAUCCAGAUUUGGACAGAGAAACGGAAGAAAUUUUAGCAGAUACGCUAAAUGUUGAAGUAUUUAGGCAAACUGUGGCCAGUAAUGUUUUAGUUGGUUCUUAUUCGGUAUUGUCUAACCAAGGAGGUCUUGUCCAUCCCAAAACUUCAAUACAAGAUCAGGAUGAACUUUCUUCACUUUUACAAGUUCCACUUGUAGCUGGUACCAUUAAUAGAGGAAGUGAAGUCAUUGCCGCAGGAAUGGUAGUAAACGAUUGGAUUUCAUUUUGUGGAAUGGAUACUACAUCAACAGAAAUAUCUGUAAUUGAAAAUGUAUUUAAAUUAAAUGAAUCAUCAGCAUCUGCGAUAACAUCAGUGAUGCGAGCCUCCCUUAUCGAAAGUAUGUCGUGACCAGCUUAUAACAUCCAUAUACCAAUGAUCAUACCUAUGGUAAUCAAAGAUACUGUCAAAUAUCGAAUCCACAAAUUAAUUGAACUCUAUAAUAUGUUUUACAAUUAAAAGAACAAUUAUUUUUUUUAUUGUAAUAUAACUACCAAAAAUAAAAAUCUAUAAGGAGAGAA